Molecule: messenger RNA, 1040 nt
Organism: Anneissia japonica
Lineage: Eukaryota; Metazoa; Echinodermata; Crinoidea; Comatulida; Comatulidae
Product: retinal homeobox protein Rx1-like
Exons: 3
Coding region: 50-841 (263 amino acids)
Biological process (GO): positive regulation of transcription by RNA polymerase II
Molecular function (GO): DNA-binding transcription factor activity, RNA polymerase II-specific; RNA polymerase II cis-regulatory region sequence-specific DNA binding
Source: RefSeq, a predicted model, not a curated record
AAGAUUGGGAAGUUCUUCGAGUUUUUUUUUUCAAUAUACAGAUAGCAAGAUGACUACCGUUUGCUACGAAGCUAAGAACAGUUCUAAGACAUGUUUGUCAACCCAGGUUCCGCUUUCGUACUCUAUCAAUUGUAUACUAAAAUCUCACGAAAGAACUCCGACAGAACUCUUGUCGUCACCUCCAAAAUUAAUUUGUGUUCCUCGGCGACAAGACGACAUCAAGACAGAGACAUAUUUUGGUUGUUCUGAUAACAGUUCUACCAAAAAAGGUGAUUAUUCCCCACCAAAGCUGCACAAAUAUCCAAAGGAUAUACUGGAUAAUGUCACGUCCAACCUCAACUUACAUGCAAAAGACAAAGAUGGAAAUGCAAAAUAUGAGCAACAGAAACCCCUACGGCGGACACGUACGACAUUUACGGGAUUCCAAAUCUACGAACUAGAGAGAGCUUUUAAACAAUCAUGCUACCCGAGUGUAUACAGUUUGGAAGAAUUAGCAACAAGGCUCAACCUGCAAGUGGCUAGAGUUCAGGUAUGGUUCCAAAACCGGCGGGCAAAGUGGCGGCGCCAGGAGAAGGAGAGGAAAGUGUUGCGUGGAAUCAAACGUCAUGAGGAUUUUCCUCUUAACUUACUUAAACAUAGCAUGUCAGCCAACAUGUUGAACACUCACAAGCUAACAAUCAGACCGUGGAUAACUUCGCCCUUAUUGGGUUUUUCUGGGUCUUAUCCUGGUCUCCUACCUCGUAGACCGUUUGUUAACACCUUUAGUACCUUCGAAUGCCGUUGCGUUCUCGUUAUUUCCCUCAUGGGCUGUCAACCUAAGAACAAGCCAGCAGAAGAUUAAAUUCAAUUUAAAGAAGUGAAACGUUAACAACAUAAAAUUCCGGCCGCCAGCGGAAAGUCAGGACGACAUUGAGAAUCAAGGGGCAGACUAAAGCUUCGAUCAUGGUCCCGGCAUAAAAAUCCCUGGUAGGCUUCGCGGGGAGAGUUUUUCUAGGGUUUAGUGUGGCUCAAAUUGUGCUUUUACACCAUAAUAUUUGGGA